AUGAUGAACUCAACUUUCGAUAAUUUUACCAGCGUCUUAUCAAAAACAUACAAAUCCCCUUCUCCUAUAUCCUAUCGUUUUCAAUUGAAAAGUUCUCUAUCAAAAUCUCCACGAAAGCAAAAAACUCCUAAAAAUCUCAAAGAAUAUACUCUUGAUGACUUUAAAUUUCCUGCAGUAUUAAGAAUAGCAUCACCGAAAACAAUAAGAAUCAAAACAAAAACCCCAUCUAGGCAAAGCAGAGGCUUAACUAAUGGACUUUGCGUACAAGGAAAAUGCGUUAGCACAAUGAGAGCUGCAUCAGCUCAUAUGGCGCUGAGCUCUUUUGAACUCCAGGAUCCAAAUAGAAGCAUCAAAAGCAGAUUGCUUGAAAAGCGAUCGAAAAACAGUGGACAAAUCGUGUUGAAUACAGAGCAGGAUGAAUUUAAAGUAUGGGGAGAAAAUUAA
Molecule: messenger RNA, 444 nt
Organism: Blepharisma stoltei
Lineage: Eukaryota; Ciliophora; Heterotrichea; Heterotrichida; Blepharismidae
Source: the annotation of a GenBank genome assembly